AUGGAGUCGGUAAAACAAAGGAUUUUGACCCCAGGAAAAGAGGGGCUAAAGAAUUUUGCUGGAAAAUCCCUUGGCCAGAUCUACAGGGUGCUGGAGAAGAAGCAAGACACUGGGGAGACCAUCGAGCUGACGGAGGAUGGGAAGCCCCUGGAGGUGCCCGAGAAAAAGGCUCCACUGUGCGAUUGCACCUGCUUCGGCCUGCCGCGCCGCUACAUCAUCGCCAUCAUGAGCGGCCUGGGCUUCUGCAUCUCCUUCGGCAUCCGCUGCAACCUGGGCGUGGCCAUCGUGGACAUGGUCAACAACAGCACCAUCCACCGAGGGGGCAAGGUCAUCAAGGAGAAGGCCAAAUUCAACUGGGACCCAGAAACCGUGGGGAUGAUCCACGGUUCCUUCUUUUGGGGCUACAUCAUCACCCAGAUUCCGGGCGGCUACAUCGCGUCUCGGCUGGCAGCCAACAGGGUUUUUGGAGCUGCCAUACUUCUUACCUCUACUCUGAAUAUGCUAAUCCCAUCAGCAGCCAGAGUGCAUUAUGGGUGUGUCAUCUUUGUUAGGAUAUUGCAGGGACUUGUUGAGGGCGUCACCUACCCAGCAUGUCAUGGGAUAUGGAGCAAAUGGGCUCCUCCUCUAGAGAGGAGUAGAUUGGCAACCACCUCCUUUUGUGGUUCAUAUGCUGGAGCUGUGAUUGCAAUGCCUUUAGCUGGCAUUCUCGUACAGUAUACUGGUUGGUCCUCAGUAUUCUAUGUCUAUGGAAGCUUUGGAAUGAUCUGGUACAUGUUUUGGCUUUUGGUGUCUUAUGAGAGUCCUGCAAAGCAUCCUACCAUUACAGAUGAAGAACGUAGGUACAUUGAAGAAAGCAUUGGAGAGAGUGCAAAUCUUUUAGGUGCAAUGGAAAAAUUCAAGACUCCAUGGAGGAAAUUUUUUACAUCUAUGCCUGUCUAUGCAAUAAUUGUUGCAAACUUCUGCAGAAGCUGGACUUUUUACUUAUUGCUUAUUAGUCAGCCGGCAUAUUUUGAAGAAGUCUUUGGAUUUGAAAUCAGCAAGGUUGGCAUGCUAUCUGCUGUGCCACACUUGGUAAUGACAAUUAUUGUACCCAUUGGAGGGCAGAUUGCAGAUUUUCUAAGAAGCAAGCAAAUUCUUUCAACAACUACAGUAAGAAAGAUCAUGAAUUGUGGUGGUUUUGGCAUGGAAGCAACACUGCUUCUGGUUGUUGGCUAUUCUCAUACUAGAGGUGUAGCUAUCUCAUUCUUGGUACUUGCAGUGGGAUUCAGUGGAUUUGCUAUUUCUGGUUUCAAUGUUAACCACUUGGAUAUUGCUCCAAGAUAUGCAAGUAUCUUAAUGGGCAUUUCAAAUGGUGUUGGCACAUUGUCAGGAAUGGUUUGCCCUAUCAUUGUUGGUGCAAUGACAAAGAAUAAGUCACGUGAAGAGUGGCAGUAUGUUUUCCUGAUUGCUGCCCUGGUCCACUAUGGCGGAGUUAUAUUUUACGCAAUAUUUGCCUCAGGAGAGAAGCAACCCUGGGCAGACCCUGAAGAAACAAGUGAAGAAAAAUGUGGAUUUAUCCAUGAAGAUGAGCUUGAUGAAGAAACAGGGGACAUUACUCAAAAUUAUAUAAAUUAUGGUACCACCAAGUCUUAUGGUGCCACAACACAGGCCAAUGGAGGUUGGCCAAAUGGUUGGGAAAAGAAAGAGGAAUUUGUACAAGAAGAAGUACAAGACUCAUACACCUAUAAGGACCGAGAUGAUUAUUCAUAA
This is a messenger RNA of Puma concolor (puma), 1749 nucleotides long. RefSeq names its product solute carrier family 17 member 6 (gene SLC17A6). Gene Ontology annotation, biological process: transmembrane transport; neurotransmitter loading into synaptic vesicle; regulation of synapse structure or activity. The record is from RefSeq and is a predicted model, not a curated record. Gene Ontology annotation, molecular function: neurotransmitter transmembrane transporter activity; L-glutamate transmembrane transporter activity. NCBI's taxonomy places the organism in Eukaryota, Metazoa, Chordata, Mammalia, Carnivora, Felidae. Gene Ontology annotation, cellular component: excitatory synapse; synaptic vesicle membrane.